CGCCAUGGCGACCAGAGCUAACGUCACGCCGCUGGACUUUCCCAGUAAGAAGCGGAAGAGGAGCCGCUGGAACCAAGACACAGUGGAACAGAAGACGGUGAUUCCAGGAAUGCCUACAGUUAUCCCCCCUGGACUUACUCGGGAACAAGAAAGAGCUUAUAUAGUGCAACUGCAGAUAGAAGACCUGACUCGUAAACUGCGCACAGGAGACUUGGGCAUCCCCCCUAACCCUGAGGACAGGUCCCCUUCCCCUGAGCCCAUCUACAAUAGCGAGGGGAAGCGGAUUAACACUCGCGAGUUCCGCACCCGCAAAAAGCUUGAAGAGGAGCGGCAUAACCUCAUCACGGAAAUGGUUGCCCUCAACCCUGAUUUCAAGCCACCUGCAGAUUACAAACCUCCAGCAACACGUGUGAGCGAUAAAGUAAUGAUUCCACAAGAUGAGUAUCCAGAAAUCAACUUUGUGGGGCUGCCGAUUGGGCCCAGAGGGAACACCUUGAAGAACAUAGAGAAGGAGUGUAAUGCCAAGAUCAUGAUCCAGGGGAAAGGCUCUGUGAAAGAAGGGAAAGUCGGGCGCAAAGAUGGCCAGAUGCUGCCAGGAGAAGAUGAGCCGCUUCAUGCCCUGGUUACUGCCAAUACCAUGGAGAAUGUGAAGAAAGCAGUAGAACAGAUAAGAAACAUUCUGAAGCAGGGUAUCGAGACUCCUGAGGACCAGAACGAUCUACGGAAGAUGCAGCUUCGAGAGUUGGCUCGUUUGAAUGGGACCCUUCAGGAAGACGAUAAUAGGAUCUUAAGACCCUGGCAGAGCUCGGAGACCCGCAGCAUUACCAAUACCACAGUGUGUACCAAGUGUGGAGGGGCUGGCCACAUUGCUUCCGAUUGCAAAUGCCAAAGGCCUGGUGACCCCCAGUCAGCUCAGGAUAAAGCGCGGAUGGAUAAAGAAUACUUGUCCCUCAUGGCCGAACUGGGGGAGGCACCUGUGCCCGCAUCUGUGGGCUCCACCUCUGGGCCUGCCACCACACCCCUGGCCAGUGCGCCUCCGCCCACUGCUCCCACCAGCAAUCCACCUCCACCGUCUCUCAUGUCCACUACCCAGAGCCACCCACCCUGGAUGAAUUCUGGCCUGUCAGAGAGUCAGCCCUACCAUGGCAUGCACGGAGGUGGCCCUGGUGGGCCCGGAGGUGGCCUGCACAGCUUCCCACACCCAUUACCCAGCCUGACGGGCGGGCACGGUGGACAUCCCAUGCAGCACAACCCGAAUGGAUCCCCUCCACCUUGGAUGCAGCCGCCGCCACCACCGAUGAACCAGGGCCCCCACCCACCUGGGCGCCAUGGCCCUCCUCCAGUGUACCUGGGAAAUACACCUGUGGGCUCUGGGGUCUAUCGCCUGCAUCAAGGAAAAGGUAUGAUGCCGCCGUCACCUAUGGGCAUGAUGCUGCUGCCGCCUCCCAGUGGGCAGCCUCCACCCCCUCCCUCUGGUCCUCUUCCCCCAUGGCAGCAGCAGCAACAGCAGCCUCUGCCACCCCCUCCGCCCAGCAGCAGUAUGGCUUCCAGUUCCCCUUUGCCAUGGCAGCAAAAUACGAUGACUACCACCACGAGCACUGGCACAGGGUCCAUCCCGCCAUGGCAACAGCAGCAGGUGGCUGCCACAGCUUCUCCAGGAGACCCUCAGAUGCAAGGCAACCCUAUGGUGCCCCUGCCCCCAGGGGUCCAGCCGCCUCUGCCGCCCGGGGCCCCUCCCCCUCCGCCUCCUCCGCUGCCUGGUUCCGCCGGCAUGAUGUAUGCCCAGCCCCCUCCUCCUCUGCCUCCCAUGGACCCUUCUAACUUUGUCACCAUGAUGGGCAUGGGGGUGGCGGGCAUGCCACCCUUCAGGAUGCCUACAGCUCCCCCACCGCCUCCACCACAGAACUAG
Mesoplodon densirostris (Blainville's beaked whale) is the source of this 1909-nucleotide messenger RNA. Its product is annotated as splicing factor 1-like. Gene Ontology annotation, cellular component: nucleus. NCBI's taxonomy places the organism in Eukaryota, Metazoa, Chordata, Mammalia, Artiodactyla, Ziphiidae. Gene Ontology annotation, biological process: regulation of mRNA splicing, via spliceosome. The record is from RefSeq and is a predicted model, not a curated record. Gene Ontology annotation, molecular function: mRNA binding; zinc ion binding.